AUGGUAGGAUGGGUCAUCCUGCACAAUGCGCCUGAACUUGUGGUCAUACAACGUGGAUUGGCAGCUCCAACACCAUAUCCUUGUCCUACCACACGGGUUAAGGAAUCCGCUGGACUGUACCCUGAUUUCGAGAUCAUGCAUGAAAACCAUCAAGGAACAGGAUGGUAA
Molecule: messenger RNA, 168 nt
Organism: Paracoccidioides lutzii Pb01
Exons: 2
Coding region: 1-168 (55 amino acids)
Source: RefSeq, a predicted model, not a curated record